CUACAGUACGCCAAGUGUUUUGCCUUUUUACCUCAAUCCUUUUGCUUACAGAUUCUUCAGAAGAAAACGGAAAGAUCUUGUCUUGGGAAUCCACUUUUUCUUUUUUUAAUAUCCAACGUGCAAAACCCAUUAAAAAAGAUACUUUUUUUUUUUUUGGCUGCUUCUAUUCAUUCAUUGAUUGAUUCAUGAAAGACAAAAUUGGAUUAGGGGCCGGUUUCAUUAAUAUCACUUGGUUUAUUCCUUCAUGAGUAGAUGACUCCUUAUGGGGUAGCUACUGUUAGUAGGAUUAUAUUGAUAAAGAAUGUGGAAGCUUUGAAUGUUGUGUUGGGUUUCAAAAGAAGUGGAGAAUAAUGAGUGGUUUAAUUGUAGGUGGUGGUGUUGAGAAAACUGUUUUUAUCGACAGACAAAAUGGAGAUUCCGGGGCACAUCCACUCGCUCUUGCUCAACACAGGCGUUCUAAGAGGUUCAGUUCUUGCCGCAUUUUCAGCUUUCUUCGUUGUCUGAUUUGGUGUUUACAAAUAUUUGCAUAAAGCUGGAGUAGAGAAAUGAAACUUCGUUUGUGAUUCCUUUCUCUAUUUUCCCUUGGGUUUGGUUUUGGAUUGCCUUUUUUUUUUUUUUCUAAAUUGUCGAAUACCGGAGAGGUUGAAGGGGACUCGGCAAUUCUAGUUUUUGUCAUUAUGGUAUAAAUCAAAUAUCUUUUGGCCACAUGUUGUUCAUUAUAGGUGCAUUAGCAUAUCUUGACUUCUUUUGUCGGUAGCUUUUCUUUGCUUUUUUUAUCCUUUUCUGGCACCUGGGAACUCAAAUCAUACAGAAUUUGUUUGAUGGAUCAGGAUUGUAGUAACUACUCUAAAUAUUUACAACUGAGGUGCUUUAUUAGAUGAAUUCGACCAUUGUUUUUCAGUGUCUGUUUGACAUAUUACUGAGACGACUUGGAUGAAUGUCCAUCUUUGAUAAAAUAGCUUCCACUGGGACUGCUAGGUCAGUGACCCAUGAUAGUUUGUCUCUGGAGUGAAAGUUUUAGUUUCUGUGGCUAGUGUUACUGUUGAGUGAUUCACUAGAGGUUAUAAUCCGUGUGACUGUGUCACUUACUUCCUUCUCUGCAUUUAAUUAGUGAUGCUGUUUAGCAUCUCUAGCUGCUGUCAUGUAGCUUAAAACUGAACGGCUAACUGGGAUGCUGCUUUUGGCAGAAAGAUAGCACUGCAAUGAAUGUGUGUUAUCGGUGUAAGAUAUGUUAUAACUGUAAUGACUCCUUGCAAGAUCACAUAAAUGUGAUUUUUAACGAAACAUUUCACGAUUCGGGAUUACUUUUGUAUUGCCUCUGUGAGCAGUUAAUGUGUUCUUUGCAGUGCUUCUGACAAGAACUUUACAGUUCCACAGCAGAGCCAGUCACAUCCUGAGCAUAACGGUGUCAAUCAACCACCUCAGGAAUUACUGCCCAUAACAGGAAGUUGCAGAGCAAGUACUCUUCAUGGCUGUUCCAUGGAUGAACAUAAAGAUUCUGUUUCAAGACAUCGUGCGUCUCUGGAAAAAGAUAUUGAGCAAUUACAAUUGCGUUUACAGCAGGAGAGAACUAUGCGUAUGGUCCUCGAGAGAGCAAUGGGUCGAGCUUCAAGCACAUUAUCUCCUGGGCAUCAUCAUUUUGCUGCUCAGACAAAGGAGUUGUUAACAGAAAUUGAGUUACUUGAAGAGGAGGUUGCAAACCGUGAGCAGCAUGUUCUAUCUCUAUACAGGAGCAUUUUUGAGCAAUGUAUCAGUAGGUCAUCCUCUGAACAAAGCUCUGUCAUGACUUCUCCGGCACAUGCAAAGAAUGAGCCAAGGAAACAUCCAAGUAUUAUCUCAAGUGCUUUUUGUUCAUCAAAGAAGUUCCCCUUGCGGACUUUACACGCCCUUGCUUCAAUAAAUGACUCAGGAAAACGGGACUUGUUGCAGUAUAAGACUAGACAUGCUUCACUUUUUACUGGCAAAGCCAAUAUCCACUUUGAGAAGCCUUGCACAGAAAAUACCAAGGUUCAAGAACAUUCACAAACAAUGAGAAGACCCUCUGUUUUGCGGACCCUAAAAGAUCAUCUCAACCAGUGCCCAAGCAAGUUGUCAGAGGAGAUGGUCAGGUGUAUGGCUGCAGUCUACUGCUGGCUUCGAAGUACAGCAUCCACAAAUAUAGAACAAAACCGAUCACCUUUGUUGUCUAGGUCAUCUACGAGUGUUAUACUACCUCGACGUGGUAUCGCUGAGGAAAAAGAUUGGCCUGGGAAAUGUACAGUUGAAAUAUCCAAUAUAACAACUGAUAAGAGUAACUUUUCGCAUGCAUCUUAUGCCAUCAAUAAUUACAGAAUUUUAGUGGAACAGCUGGAAAGAGUGAAUGCCAAUCAGAUGGAAGCUGAUGCCCAGAUAGCUUUUUGGAUAAAUAUAUACAAUGCCUUGAUUAUGCAUGUAAUCAAUAAGAUACUGGUGUCUCUAUUGGUUUUACUUUAUUCGUGUGCAUAUCUUUGUUUAAUUUUGUGCUUUCCUCAUGUAGGCGUACCUUGCAUAUGGGAUACCUCACAGCUCUCUCAGACGGUUAGCACUGUUUCACAAGUGCAGGCUGCCUAUAAUAUUUGUGGCAUGGCUGUAAACGCGGAUGCCAUUGAACAGUCGAUACUUCACUUUCGUGCUGCUCGAAUUGGAAAGUGGCUGGAAACUCUUGUAUCAACUGCUUUAAGGAAAAAAUCUUCAGAAGAAAGACAUCUUAUCAGCUCCAGAUUUGGUCAUCGAGAUGCAGAGCCUCUUGUUUGUUUUGCACUUUGUACAGGAGCCUUCUCUGAUCCCACGCUGAGAGUAUAUACAGCAUCCAACAUCAAAGAGGAACUGGAAUCUGCCAAAAGGGAGUUCCUUCAAGCUAAUAUUGUCGUGAAGAAGUCGAAGAAAGUGUUUCUACCAAAAGUGCUUGAAAGAUACAUGAAAGAAGCCCGAAUCCCAGCAGAUGAACUUUUGAAGUGGAUAGCGGAAAAUGUUGAUAAGAAGCUUCAUGAGUCCAUAAAGAAGUGUAUAGACCGCACAUCUAACCGAAAACUAUCGCAGAUUAUCGAAUGGUUGCCUUACAAUCCCAGGUUUCGGUACGUUUUCGCAAAGGAGUUGACAGAGAAACCAUGGUGGGUGUGAAGUUUCUCUCUUUGGGGAUCUGAGGAUUCUCCUACGAAAGAAAAAUAUCUGUUUUUCUUCUACUUGUCCAUUGCUGUAUGUUAGCUUGUAUAUACUUGUAUUCAUUUAUUCAUGAAUUUGAUCAAAAUAAACAUUGACUGUAUCCUUCAUCUUAGAUGUCAUUGUGGUGAAAUUUACUGGAUCUUUACCUUCAUAUUUCCAUCUAAGCUAAUUUGACC
This is a messenger RNA of Oldenlandia corymbosa var. corymbosa, 3356 nucleotides long. The record is from the annotation of a GenBank genome assembly. Lineage: Eukaryota; Viridiplantae; Streptophyta; Magnoliopsida; Gentianales; Rubiaceae.